UCGGAGAGACGCGGCAAGUCUCCGGUACCGUAGAACUUUCCGGCCCUGCGCAUCACACCAACCUAAGGAGAAACUCGGAUUGCCUUGCCGCGAUGAGAGUUCAGCUCGAGUCUCAGAAGUCCUGGAUUGAAGGAGUCUUCGAAAAAAGGGAAUGUGCCCGAAUUAUACCCAGCUGUAAAGAUCCUCACAGGUGCUACUGUGGAAGAUUGGUUGGAGACCACCAUGGGAUGGCAUAUCACAGGACUGCCUCUUCAACUACUGGAGGCCAAGAAGAGGAAGAAUGGUCUGUGGAAAAACACACAAAGAAAAGUCCUACUGAUACCUUUGGCACUAUUAACUUCCAGGAUGGAGAACAUACCUGCCAUGCCAAGUAUAUACGAACAUCUUAUGAUACAAAUUUGGAGCAGUUAUUACAUCUCAUGUUGAAAGAAUGGAAAAUGGAACUGCCAAAACUUGUGAUCUCUGUUCAUGGGGGCAUUCAGAACUUUGUGAUGCCCCGCAAACUGAAGCAGGUUUUCGGUCAAGGGCUGAUCAAAGCUGCAGAGACAACUGGAGCAUGGAUAAUAACUGAAGGCAUCAACACAGGAGUCUCCAAGCAUGUUGGGGAUGCCCUCAGAGCACAUUCCUCUCAAUGCCUCAGAAAAAUCUGGACAGUUGGAAUCCCUCCUUGGGGAAUUAUUGAGAACCAGAGAGAUCUUAUUGGAAAAGAUGUAGUCUGCAUGUACCAGACUCUGGGCAAUCCCCUUAGCAAGCUGACCACCCUCAACAGCAUGCACUCAUAUUUCAUUCUGUCAGAUGAUGGUACUGUGGGGAAAUAUGGAAAUGAAAUGAGGCUGAGGAGGAACCUAGAAAAAUACCUGUCAUUGCAAAAAAUACAUUCCCGAAUGGGCCAAGGUGUACCAGUGGUGGGUCUGGUGGUGGAAGGAGGCCCUAAUGUGAUUCUCAUGGUGUGGGAGUUUGUCAGAGUAAGCUCCCCAGUUCCCGUGGUGGUCUGUGAGGGUACAGGCAGAGCUGCUGAUGUCUUGGCCUUCACUUACAAACACACAGCUGAUGAAGGGUGA
This is a messenger RNA of Vombatus ursinus (common wombat), 1061 nucleotides long. RefSeq names its product transient receptor potential cation channel subfamily M member 6-like. Bases 93 to 1061 code for a protein of 322 amino acids. The record is from RefSeq and is a predicted model, not a curated record. Gene Ontology annotation, molecular function: monoatomic cation channel activity. Gene Ontology annotation, biological process: monoatomic cation transmembrane transport. Gene Ontology annotation, cellular component: apical plasma membrane. The transcript is spliced from 7 exons. NCBI's taxonomy places the organism in Eukaryota, Metazoa, Chordata, Mammalia, Diprotodontia, Vombatidae.